This is a messenger RNA of Parnassius apollo (apollo), 687 nucleotides long. NCBI's taxonomy places the organism in Eukaryota, Metazoa, Arthropoda, Insecta, Lepidoptera, Papilionidae. The record is from the annotation of a GenBank genome assembly.
UUGACGAAUGAGAGCAUUGAGCGGUUUCUCGAGUAUGAUUCCGAUGAGGAUGAGAUCGUUGGAGGCGCGGAGUCAGACAGCGAACCUGAUGAAAUCACUGACGACUUUCACCACGAUGAAUCUUCGUCAGAUUCAGAAGAUAAUCAGACUUUAGCCAGCUUACAAGCGAGGACGAGUAAUCUUCUAAAAGCGUUCGAACUGCCCACAAGAUUAUAUGGUGCAAACAGAUACAAGUGGAGUGGCGAAACUCCGCAAUUCUCGGGACGUACUCCAAGACGAAAUAUAAUAUUGCACCCUCCCGGUAAUAAAGGACCUGCUAAACAAAUUUCUACAUGUUUAGAGGCUUGGUCUUUAUUUUUUGAUGAAGAUGUACUAGGACGUAUCGUGUCUUUUACUAAUGCUGAAAUCACAUUACAACGUCAAUAUUAUAACAGCGAUAGACAGAAUUACGAUUUAGACGAAGGUCCUGGAAAUGUUAGACCAUCUUGCACGCGGGAUACUUUAAUUUCUGAAAUAAAAGCCCUGAUAGGUUUAUAUUAUUUGUCUGGAGUUUUGAAGACGAAUGCUGUCACAGUAAAAGAGCUAUUCGACAAUGACACUGGAACACCAUAUUUCAGAGCUACUAUGUCGGGGUCUCGAUUUGAGUUCCUUACGAAGUGUUUACGUUUCGAUGAUAAAAAUACAUGA